AUGGCUCAGCCAAGGUCGCUUACCUAUCGUGGUAAUAUAAGAGCUUACCCUGAUGGCAAUGAGAGUGAUGAAUCUAGGUCUCCACGAGGGGACAAGAAGCCGAGGAAGCGAAAUAGUGUAGCCUGUGCACGUUGCCGCAAGAGGAAGAUCAAAUGUACCGGUGAUCGCCUGGAUGGCAACGGCUGCGAGGCCUGUCAGGCAGCCGGGGUGCCGCGAAGUUCCUGCCACUAUCUGAGGGUGAACUCUCAUCAUAUAGAUGAUGUCGCGUUGCAGGUCUCCAGUGACUCGGAAUGGCCCCAUUCAGCACCUGCCCCGGCCAACUAUAUGACCCGGAUCACAACCGAUCCAAGCCAGUACGCUCUUGCCAACGUUAGCCAUGUCCCCCAGCACGUGCCCACUCCUUACACAGGCCCAGGCGCGCCAUACUCGACUUCACAAGCGCGCCCUCCUUUCAAUACCAAUUACCCGACCAGCUACAAUGGUCAGUAUGACAUGCAGAGGCCCCUUCAAGGACCGCCUCUUCAAAUGUCACAAGCACCUACGCCAAUUUAUCCCACCCUCGAUUACGCUCAGCAGUGGAAUCCAUUGCCUUCAAACGGCAGACCGACCUCUCACACUCUGCUCUACGAUCAAGAUCCUUUGAGAUAUGAGACUUCGACGGUCUCUUACAUGACAUCUACGGGUACUUCGGUCCCAAAUGUGGCGGCAGAGGGAUCGCCGAUAUUCCCUGGUUUGUCUCCGCUCGUCAACCAUUUGCCAGCUUAUGGUGGCAACAGGACGCUUCCCGAUCCAAUGAGUAUUCAUUCCUCAUUCGACGCCAGCAAUGGAUCCAUCCAGGGGAACGAUGAAGAUCCUACCUUGUACCAACAACACCUUGAGACAGGGACUAGCCAAGGGUCAGUCAGCUCGGCGUCCCAAGACGCUAUCAACGCCACAGGUCAGGGCAGUAACACUUCAUCUUCAUGUCCUAGCGAGACCCAAGAAAUGUCGACGCUCAGCUCUCUCAAUAUGACCCACACGUCGCCAAGUGCUUCUAGCGAAAAUACCUCUGGCUUCCACUCCAUAGACAACUCAACGACGAAUAACGUCGGCAGCUACGCCGCCAGCCCAACGUUGGCGAUGCAGUCCAAUCAGCACUCCAACAGCCAGCUCCCGAGCCUGAAUUCACCUUUUGACGGCAAUGGUGGACACAGAGGCUCUCACGUGCCGGAGAGAACGCUCGACUCCGGCAUGGCGAUCAGAAACGGGAGUGUUUACGACCCACAUGGCCGUCCUCGAAUCCUGCAACCGCAGCCUCGACGUUCGCCUUCUUACGAUCUGCUCAACGGUUCCUUCGAAGGGGGUGGGAAGCACCCGGCUAAGGUGCUCAAGUCGAACGGCCAUGGUCGCAGGCCUGGUGGAAAGCAGUAA
Messenger RNA from Letharia lupina, 1410 nucleotides. RefSeq lists its product as uncharacterized. The transcript is spliced from 4 exons. The record is from RefSeq and is a predicted model, not a curated record. Bases 1 to 1410 code for a protein of 469 amino acids. NCBI's taxonomy places the organism in Eukaryota, Fungi, Ascomycota, Lecanoromycetes, Lecanorales, Parmeliaceae. Gene Ontology annotation, biological process: regulation of DNA-templated transcription. Gene Ontology annotation, molecular function: zinc ion binding; DNA-binding transcription factor activity, RNA polymerase II-specific.